UGUUCCAUACUUCAGUCCAGUUCGCGACACUAUUCUCUAAGCAUUAUUCCCAAUUUACAUACCGUUAGUAACAAACAAACAAAGCGAAGAACAAAAUCGCAGAAAAUUACAGAUUUGCGAAUCCAUCACGCACACACUACACACAAUUUUAAAUACGAACUUUAACAAUUCGUUAAACUUCUACAAGUUAAUCAAGUCCGAUUCGAAUACAAGCGCGCGCGAAUUUUAUUUUAUAUUUCCUCUCACCGAACGUUUCAAUCAUCUUUAGAAACGCGCAAAAAGAAAUACAAUUGUAGAGCACCUCCUUCUCCCAGCGAGACGUCAAGCGUUUCCGAAAAUGCACCAAAAACUGUCCAAACUAGUGAUCCGACUGUGGUGAUUGGUCACACCCGAAGAACUUAAUCACGAUGUGCCUGUAAGACAAUAAACCGUGAAGAACGAACUUUUCUAUUAUUUUUUUUUUUAACACAAAGUCGAGUGUGGUGAUAAUCCGUUUAAUUCUGUGAUAAUUUAUUUACAAGUCGGGUUUUAUAUAAGUGACACAUUUUAAGUGCUACUGGAAGAAAACGUGAAAAUAGAUCAGGAUAAGAGAGGAUGGCGAGCCGAGUCUUACUUUUGUUCGCUGUGUGCGUGCUGGGCGCGUGCGCGUAUGACAUUCACAAGCAUAUGACAAUAGAUGAAGUUAGAAGCACAUUUCACGUGGACAGUCACGAUUUAGUUCCUGAAUACGAAGUAGUUCACAUUUCGCAACACAAUGUGCGAAGACGGAGUAUAGACGGGAACAACAGGGAUUUCAAUCAUUUGGAUGGAAACACGCUGGGGAAGUCAGGAGGCGGUGGAAGGAUCAAGGAUCGUCCUGCGACGGCGAACGUGAAGUUGCGCGCGUUCGGUCGACCACUGAAUUUGAGCCUCGUGAAGACCGAAGGGCUUUUCAAAAAGAGCGGCUUAAAGAUUUGGUCGGUCGAGCCGAACGCAACGUCGCAGCAUGGCGUCGAGUACAUUGAGUUACCUGAGUCGCACGAAGAUAUCGGGGAAAUCUAUCAGGAUGAGGAGAACCAAGCGGCCAUUCUCUUGAGGAACGAUGACAUCCUGGGUCAUUUGUUGCUGGAGGGAAGCAUCGGACAUGAUUUAGUGAUUAAACCUGUACCCUCUAGGCUGCAUCCAAUUGCAGUAGCCACGACACCCAAGGCACCUCAAAGAGAAACCACAACGAAGAAAUCAUCAACGAAUAAUGAGUACGAUGAUGAAAUGUUCUUGGACGCCGAUGGAGAACUGAGCGGAGAAGUAGCCAUUGAUACGGGAAGGCCGUUACACAGGAAGAGCAGCACAGAUGAUAUUGUCAACCUGGAAACGGAACAAACCGCUCACCAUAUAGUUUUUAAGAGAAGAGAUGGCCACGAAGACACUGACAGCGAUUACGCUUUCAUGGAGCCUGACCAUAUGAGUAAGCGUUUCCGAAGGGACGUGGUGUUGUCGGCAAGUCGAAAUUCGACACGCAGAAGAAAACGCGAAGCUCCGUACACCAUUUACCCAGAGAUUUUGGUCAUUGUUGACUACGAUGGUUACCGUCUGCACGGCGGGGACAAUCUACAGAUUAAAAGAUAUUUCGUUUCGUUUUGGAACGGAGUCGAUCUCAGGUAUAAGCUACUCAAAGGACCAAAGAUUAGGAUAUCAAUUGCGGGUAUAAUAAUCAGCAGAGGAAGAGAUGCUACGCCGUAUCUGGAGAGAAACAGAGUAGGAAGAGAUGCCAUCGAUUCUGCGGCAGCGCUAACGGACAUGGGGAAAUACUUGUUUAGAGAAAGGAGGCUUCCGGUAUACGACAUCGCCGUGGCCAUCACAAAACUUGACAUGUGCAGACGUUCGUAUCCCUCAGAUGUGUGCAAUCGUGGCACAGCAGGAUUCGCGUAUGUCGGAGGUGCUUGCGUCGUGAACAAACGUUUGGAGAAAGUCAAUUCCGUUGCCAUCAUUGAAGAUACCGGCGGUUUCAGCGGAAUCAUCGUUGCCGCUCACGAAGUUGGCCAUUUGCUUGGCGCUGUCCAUGACGGCAGUCCACCACCUUCGUAUCUCGGAGGGCCGGGAGCCGAGAAAUGCCAAUGGACAGACGGUUACAUCAUGUCGGAUUUGAGACACACCGAACGGGGCUUCAGAUGGUCAGCUUGCAGCGUUGCGAGUUUCCAUCAUUUCUUGAACGGCGACACAGCAACGUGCCUUUACAAUUCACCUCAUGAGGACGACAGUCUUCCGCGUGUGCUUCCUGGAAAGCUGUUAACCUUAGACGCUCAAUGCAGGAGAGACCGUGGCACGAGUGCUUGCUUUAAAGACGAUCGCGUUUGUGCUCAGCUCUUCUGCUUCGAUGCUGGAAGCGGUUACUGUGUAGCCUAUAGGCCAGCAGCUGAAGGAUCGCCUUGCGGUGAUGGUCAGUACUGCUUGAAUGGUAGAUGCGUGGCAGAGCACGAGAACAUCAUUCCCGAUUAUUCACAAAACACACCUUCGUAUAUAAGAAGGGAUGGUCAAGCGAAUCAGGGACGACCCUUGUUCUAUGAUGAGGACAACGACGAAGUAGAACCAGAUCCACCAAACACUUACUACCAAAAGAACACAUCCAAAGCUCCUUACCAAAACAAUGACAAUUCCUAUACCACCCAGAAACCGUACAAUUACUACAGCUCUACCACGACCACAACAACGAAUAAACCAUACAAUUAUUACACGACAACGACGCAACGUCCGUACACACAGAAACAGUAUUCCACGACACAGAAUAGAUAUUACACAACAACAACAACGUCAACAACAACAACUCAGAGUCCUUACUACACCAAACUGACUACCAGAUAUCAACCCUUCCAACCAUUUUCCAUUUCAACCACACGUUCACCCUAUGAUUUCCAACAUUACUUCAAACAAACCACCUCAACCACAACCAGAAAACCGUUUUACACGACCCGCACUCCUUACACGUACACCACAACCACUGCCAAACCGAAUACCACUAAGAACCCCUACAUAGGGAACUACUUUUUACUGAAACAAAAGACUACGAGAAAUCCAUACGACUUUGCCAAUUUCGGCAAAAACUACCAAACCACCAACACUGCCAAUUACAACGACAACAUAAACAAUAACUAUUUGAAACGUUCAUACAAUUCAGCGAGCUAUUUUAGCGACAGUAGUAAUAUCAGAAACGCUAGCGCUUUCGGAUAAACUCACCGAAAGCCACCGAGCAAAUCUAAUUUAUAAGAGAACAGAAAAUAAAGACUGCAGGGUAAGAAUACGAGAUUUCAAACGAAUCAUGCAUCUGUAUAAAAAUACCUAUCUAUAUCUCUGGACCAUUCAUUGCAUCGAAAAUUGAAAAAUUCUAUCUCUUUUUCUGAAUCCAAUUUAAUCUUCGAAAAUCUAUUAAAAUCUUCACAUUCUUAAGACCAAUCCAUAUCUAAUAUGUAUAAAAAAUACCUCUUAAUAUGUAUUGCUCUUAACUGUACAAACGAAUAUAAAUGUUCCUUGUUUGUUUUUAAUCGUGUACAUAAUAUUCUCUUCUCGCAUUUUAUUUACUUAAUACAUACUAAAAAAAAAUAUGAAAUGCAUAUAUCAUGAUUCUUACGUUGAACGAAAUGCAUGAACAAGUUCAAACGAAAACGAUCUCCACAACUAUAUUAUCUACUACCCUUAAUCAAGCAACAAGAUCUUAUUACUCUAUGUGACUGACUUUAUACCGUACUUCUCUAUAACACAAACGAUACCUACAGAUUACCAAAAACAUUCUAUUAUCUCUCUUCACCAAUUUUUUUUUUAAAUCUACUUUACAGCUGAACUCAUCACACACGUCUACAUAUUUUUGUUUUGAUUAACACCACACUUCGUCUUUUGUAUACAUUAUUUUCUUUUUUUU
Molecule: messenger RNA, 3889 nt
Organism: Nicrophorus vespilloides
Lineage: Eukaryota; Metazoa; Arthropoda; Insecta; Coleoptera; Silphidae
Product: A disintegrin and metalloproteinase with thrombospondin motifs 16
Exons: 16
Coding region: 595-3204 (869 amino acids)
Biological process (GO): proteolysis
Molecular function (GO): metalloendopeptidase activity
Source: RefSeq, a predicted model, not a curated record